AUGCCCGCCGACUUCGAGAAGCAGAGUUAUUGGCAUGAGAGAUUCUCGUCUGAGAUAUCUUUCGAAUGGCUAGCGUCGUCAGAAUCUUUCAUGUCCAUCAUAGAGCCUUACCUCCCGACACCCUCGCAUAAUUACGAGAACACACCCCGAAUUCUCCAUCUAGGCUCAGGCACAAGUGACUUGCAGAACUAUUUUCGUUCGAGAGGUUACUUAGACGUGACAAAUGUCGACUACGAACCAUUAGCUAUCGAGCGCGGGCGCCAGCUAGAGCAGAUCGCCUUUGGUGACAUAAGGAUGAAGUACAUCGUUGCAGACGUAACACAACUUGCCUGCGACUUUUCGCAAGAUCAGAGAUUCGAUAUAGUCGUAGACAAAAGCACCGUCGAUGCGGUCUCUUGCGGUGGUAUUACAGCCUUUUUAAGGAUGGCUUUUGGCGUAAGGAAAUACCUCGCUGACAAUGGGAUCUGGAUCUCCCUUAGCUAUUCUUCAGCUCGCUUCGAUAUAGAGCAGCUGCCAUUCGACGUCGAAGUCAUAGCUAAGAUCCCGUUACCCAAACUCAAAGAGAAUGACCCGGAGAUAUACUAUUAUUGCUACCUUCUCCGGCCUAAAUGA
This is a messenger RNA of Daldinia childiae, 612 nucleotides long. RefSeq lists its product as uncharacterized. The coding region runs from base 1 to 612 and encodes 203 amino acids. The transcript has a single exon. NCBI's taxonomy places the organism in Eukaryota, Fungi, Ascomycota, Sordariomycetes, Xylariales, Hypoxylaceae. The record is from RefSeq and is a predicted model, not a curated record.